Messenger RNA from Helobdella robusta, 1909 nucleotides. RefSeq lists its product as hypothetical. Gene Ontology annotation, cellular component: nuclear pore. Gene Ontology annotation, molecular function: RNA binding; ubiquitin binding. NCBI's taxonomy places the organism in Eukaryota, Metazoa, Annelida, Clitellata, Rhynchobdellida, Glossiphoniidae. The record is from RefSeq and is a predicted model, not a curated record. The transcript is spliced from 10 exons. The coding region runs from base 74 to 1207 and encodes 377 amino acids. Gene Ontology annotation, biological process: transcription-dependent tethering of RNA polymerase II gene DNA at nuclear periphery; RNA export from nucleus.
ACCGGUUUCAAAUUCGAAAUCUACUCGAGAUCGUGUUGUUAUUCAAUCCUUCUGAUUAUUCUGAAUAAAGAUAAUGUUUGGUGCAUCUGGGUCAUUUGGCCAGUCAGCUGCGUUGAACAAUGCAACAUCAUUCAAUAAUCCCUCAAAAGAUAUAGAGAUUCCAUCUCCUCCAGAUGAUAGUAUCAGUUCCCUCAAGUUCAGCCCUGCUACAUUGUCUUCCACAUUUUUGGCUGCUGGCAGCUGGGACAACAAUGUGAGAUGUUGGGAAGUGCAACAAAAUGGAACGUCAGUCCCGAAAGCCAUGCAGGCUCAUGCGGGACCUGUACUUGACGUCUGCUGGAGUGAUGAUGGCAGCAAAAUAUUCACAGCAUCGACUGAUAAAUCUGCUAAAAUGUGGGAUCUGGCUUCAAACCAAUUUGUUCAAGUUGCUCAACAUGAAGCCCCCGUUAAAACAGUGCACUGGAUCAAGGGUUCAUCAUAUUCAGUUUUGAUGACAGGCAGUUGGGAUAAGACUCUCAAGUUUUGGGACACACGAACUCCAAAUCCUAUCUUAAACAUUCAGUUACCUGAAAGAGUGUACUGUGCUGAUGUGCUAUAUCCAAUGGCUGUAGUUGGAACAGCAGGAAGGCAAGUUAUCAUUUAUCAGCUAGAUAAUCACCCCCAAGAGUUCAAAAGUCUCGAAUCUCCGCUUAAAUAUCAGCAUCGGUGUGUAAGCAUAUUUUGCGAACGAAAACCAGCCUCUUCAAACGCGUUUUCAAACACACAACAAACCUCCGGACUCCCUGUUGGAUUUGCUUUGGGAAGUAUCGAAGGUCGAGUGGCCAUUCAAUACGUCAACCCCGUCAAUCCUAAAGAUAACUUCACCUUCAAAUGUCACAGAUCAAAUGGCACUGGCCAGUCAAAUCACCAAGAUAUUUACGCCGUAAAUGGCAUAGCUUUUCAUCCUGUGCAUGGUACACUGGCUACGAUAGGAUCAGAUGGUCGAUUCAGUUUCUGGGAUAAAGAUGCUAGAACUAAAUUGAAAACAUCUGAUCCUCUUGAUCAGCCCAUAACUACAUGCGCUUUCAAUGCACAAGGAACCAUAUUUGCUUAUGCCGGUAGUUAUGACUGGUCCAAGGGACACGAAGGGUAUGACCCUUCAAAGAUGAAGCCACGGAUAUAUCUCAGAUCAUGUUUUGAGGAACUUAAACAAAGCAACAAGAAAUGAUGUGUUAAAUCUUAUAAAUGUUUCAACUAGUUUCGUAAUUCAACCUCCCAGAAGUGGCAUGAACUUCAAAUUAAAUAUUCAGUUUAUUAUUAAUUGGUUUGUCUGUUGUGUCAGAAUUAUUGCUUGAUAAAUAGUUGCUGGUGUAGCUGAUUCUAAGUCAUCAAGUUGUCUACACUUUAUUAUUUUUUUUAUCAUUUGAAGAAUACUAAUUUUUUUCAGUUUUCCAAAUGAAAUUGUGGUAAGCUCAGAAAUAUGACCGAGAACAAUAAUUAAAGUUUACGGUAAAUAAAAAUGUACAUAAAUGUAUAUGUUAAAAAACAUGAUGAAAUGAAAAAUAAAAUAUGCUGCUCAAUGGUUGAUAAUAAAAUUUGGAAGAAGAAUUUUGUGCAAAAUUUGGUUUGAAGGCAACUUGAAAUUUUUAAACAUUGGCGUCACUUUUAUUGAGUAUAGUCUAUUUGUAUGGUUAUAACUAAGAAGGAUCAUAAACUGAAUUUCAAAUGUUUUUGCAUUUCUGUAUUUUAUUGAAUCCAAUCUUUUAUGAUGUUUAGGUUUAAUUUUUCAAAUUUGUGACCUAUCAAAUUCGCAUAAAUCGUUAUGUGGUUUCUUAUCCAAUGUUUACAGUUCUUGAUUAUUUAUUGUUGCUCAGCUGACCGAUAUGGUUGGUAAGCAAUUGAAUUGACAAGAAAAAUUGUGAUACAUGUG